AAGAAGAAGAACAACAACAAACGCUCCGAGUGGAACAGAAUUGGUUGCAAACGUCUGAAUUCAGUUUCUCAAAACCAGGAAACUCUUGAUCUCAUAUAAAAAGGAAACAAGCGGUUUAUCAAAGAAGUGUUUCCCCGUCGAAACAUUUCUGUCGGGUUGUUGCUUUGCGAGUUGUUUGUAGGCUGCAACGUUGUGCAGGCCCACGAUCAACGUGUUGUUUAUCAACCAGCAGAGUUGACGGACUUUUUAGAGUAAUCUCAGUCAACGGAGAAACUGUCUACUGUUUUAUUUCUGCAGAACAAUGGCAGAAGCCAGUAUUUCUGUGGCUCAGGAUCAGUUCAGCUGUUCAGUCUGUCUGGAUCUCCUGAAGGACCCAGUCACCAUCCCUUGUGGACACAGUUAUUGCAUGAACUGCAUUACAGAAUACUGGAAUCAACGUGAUCUGUGGGGAAUGGUUUGUAGCUGCCCUCAGUGCAGACAGACCUUCACCCCGAAACCUGUGUUAAACAAGAACGUGAUGCUGGCAGAAAUGGUGGAGAAAGUGAAGGCGAUAAAGUUCCAAACAUCUGAUCCUGCUCCCAGUUACGCUGGACCUGGAGAUGUGGAGUGUGAUGUUUGUACUGGGAGGAAGCGCAAAGCCGUCAAGUCCUGCCUUGUGUGUCUCGAAUCGUACUGUGAAUGCCAUUUUGAGUCUCAUGAAGAAUCUCGCUCAAAGAAACGACACAAGAUAACUGAUGCCACUGGAAGCAUCCAGGAUAUGAUGUGCUCUAAACAUGACCGACUGCUGGAGGUUUACUGUCAUGCUGACAAGCAAUGUAUAUGUUUAAUGUGUGUGAUGGAUGAACACAAAAAUCACGAUAUUGUUUCAGCUGAAGCAGAGAGAGCUGAGAAACAGAAACGGGUUGAAGAGACGGUCAUAAUAUUACAGAACAAAAUUCAAGAUAGGCAAAAAGAGCUGCAAUGGUUGAGCGCGUCUAUGGAGUCUCACAAGAACUCGGCACAGAGAACAGUGGAGUACUGCGAGAGUAUUUUUACCGAACUCAUCCAGUCCAUCGAGAGAAGUCGAUCUGAGGUCACGCAGAUGAUCAGAGAUCGAGAAAAGGAGGCAGUGAGUCAAGCUGAAGAACACUUGAAACUACUAGAGCUGGAGCUUGAAGAUCUGAAGAGGAGAAACGCUGAGCUGGAGAAGAUUUCUCACACAGAUGAUCACAUCUACUUUCUACAGAAUUUCCAGUCUGUUUCUGUCCCUCCUGGAUCUAAAGACAGCAUGGCGUCUGGCUUUUUCCGCUCUUAUUUUGAUGUGAGAAGCUCCGUGUCUGUGUUGCGAAGGAAAGUGGAGGAUUUCUGCAAAGUGGAGAUCGAAAGGAUUUCUGCUGGAGGGAGAUUUUGCAAAAUAAUUUACGUGGCUGAUCCCAAAACCCGGGAGGACUUCUUACAGUAUUCCCAUCAGUUUACUCUGAAUUCAGAGUCUGUGCAUAAACACCUCGUUCUGUCAGAGGGGAGGAGAGGAGCUACUUACACUUCUACACUCCACCCGUAUCCUAGUCACCCGGACAGAUUUGAUGUCUGGCCUCAGGUGUUGUGCAAAGAGAGUGUGUGUGGACGCUGUUACUGGGAGGUAGAGUGGAGCGGGGCGGCUGGUGUGGGAAUAUCAGUGUCCUAUAAGAGCAUCUGCAGAAAGGGAUGGGGUAUCGAGUGUAAAUUUGGAAGUAAUUAUCAGUCCUGGAGAUUGUUCUGCUCUGCCUCUACAUGCAUAUUUAGUCACAACAAUGACCAAACCGAUCUCCCUAUAGUCACCAACUCCAGAAUAGGAGUGUAUGUGGAUCAGAGAGCAGGAAUUCUGUCCUUCUUCAGCGUCUCUGACACAGAAAUGAGCCUCAUACACAGAAUCCAGACCACGUUCACUCAACCGCUCUAUCCUGGGUUUAUUUUAAAUCUGCAGGCAUCCGUGAAACUGUGUAAUCUUGAGUUAUAGACCAUAAAUGGCAUCUGUAGAUCAUCGCAAACUAAUUAACUUGUGGAAUACGGUUAAUUGUGGAAUAUCGAUCAAUUCAAUAAUGCACGCGGCGUAUAGAAAUCUUGAUAAAAAUACAGUAGCAUUACAUAUUUCUGUAAAUAAAUCCUUGAAUUCGUUGUCACAUUAUCUUUAAUGCAAAAGAAAAACAUUGUUUGUUUUCAUUGAUAAAUUUCUGGAUUCAGUUUAUUUUGAUAAUUCAGCUUGUGAUUGAAGCCCACUUUGAACCUGCACUGCAAAACAUGGUAAAGUACAUACAGCAGUGAUGAUCAGAACUAGUGAGACAAUCCGACCUUCAGAAAUGAUCAUGGUUUUUAUUUUAAGAAUAGAAAUGUCUCAUACUUUAACACAACAGGGCUUUAUUCAGUCUGGUGUAAAAUGUUUGAUACCGACUGGCUGAUGAACAUUGUAAUUUGUGCAAUUAUUUUCAGAUAAACACACUAGCUAAUUUAGUUACCUGACUGCCUUAUUGUUCACGCGUUGCUGAAUGAGUCCAGUUAUUUCAAAUGGCUUCCAGUUACUUAUCAUAUUUUCAAAUUGGGUCUUUUUUUUUUUUAAAUGAUCAACAUCAGCCAUUCUAAUCAACAACAAAAAAAAAAAAAUACAAACCCUCUCUCUCUGAUUAACAAUAUCAGCAUCUGACAUUUGCAUUUUUGAUCAUUUCUAUU
Danio aesculapii is the source of this 2682-nucleotide messenger RNA. RefSeq names its product finTRIM family, member 27 (gene ftr27). Bases 302 to 1975 code for a protein of 557 amino acids. The record is from RefSeq and is a predicted model, not a curated record. The transcript is spliced from 7 exons. Gene Ontology annotation, molecular function: zinc ion binding; protein binding. NCBI's taxonomy places the organism in Eukaryota, Metazoa, Chordata, Actinopteri, Cypriniformes, Danionidae.